This is a messenger RNA of Moneuplotes crassus, 1149 nucleotides long. Lineage: Eukaryota; Ciliophora; Spirotrichea; Euplotida; Euplotidae. The record is from the annotation of a GenBank genome assembly.
UAAAAGACCUCCAAAAUGCCACCAACAAGACUUCUGACGCUAAAACUCGCCUUUGUGUCUCUCUUCCUGAUUAUUUUUACUCUCUACUUCAACGACAUUGAAGAUGAGAUCUUCUGGAGCAACAAUUUCUUGUUGCCCGAGCUGACCUCAAUCCUUGAGAACAAGGAGAAGCUUAAAUAAGUGCACACUUGAGAUAGAAGGGUCUCCUCAGAUCAGCCUGAUGGGUAUGAACCCCUCAGCUGAAACCAAGGAGUACAGCAUCAUCCUUGGAAUCCCUCGAGAGAGACAUACUAAGCCUGAGGUUGAUCAGCUUCAGUCUCCAUGGCUCAAGUCUAUUGAUUUAAAGUUGAAGUUCCUUCAGGAGCUCUUUUUCGGCUCUGAACUGUCUUCAGUCGAGAAGACUCAGACAGCAGCAGAUAAGGAGUUUCAGGCAAGGAUUGAAGAAUACCACCAGCAUGCUGAGGAGAAUGACAAGAUCAUUGACCUUCUCAUCAAUGCUACAUCUGUUUCCAUAUUCUUCAAUAACUACACUGAAGAAAUUUAUCUGUUAGCAUUAGAACUAGUAAAUUCUGAAGAGAGUAACAGGUCGAUUCUUAGCUUGGUUCAGAUCGAAGCAGAAAAAGACUUUAAGCACCCUGAUGAAGCAUUGAAUGAAAAGUCUGAGGAAGAAAAUAAUAUCUCACUGCUAGAUGCAAUUAAUCCGCUCUCUCCUGAACUUGAUAAUUACCUUAUGACUUCUUUCUGGAUGAAUGACUAUGAAGAAUCAAAUCUUCUCACUAUGAACAUCACGCACAACCUGGUCUAUUCAGGACAAGUAUUUGAAGAUGAUUUUUCAGUUAAAUUUAAGACUUAUUGAGCUGCAAUUUCAGACUCUGAGAAGGUCUUUCUGAGCUAUCUAGGCCUGAGUCAAUACAAUAUUGGCAACGCCCAAAAAUAUAUUUUGGAAAAUGAUGAUCAGAUAACUUCUCUUGAAUGUAGGAAUAAUACAGUGAUGUUUAAAUUAGAGCAGGAUAAAGAGCAAUAUAGGAUAAUAUCUCUUAAAAAUCCUACAAUUGAAGCUAAAUCAAACAAUGAUUGGGUUGAAAAUGUUUACUCAGAGUAUUCCUCAAGCCUCAAGAUACCAUAAACAAUCUUCAGCAAUGUCCUAAA